AGCCUAACAUUUUAGAGCUACUACCGCGUCGUCAAGGUUUCUAUCCUACAAUUUCUACAGUCUUCUCAUCAAAGCUUCAUUAUCUACCAUUUCAGGGCAAUCGCGCAUUUGUUUUGAGAUAUCAUAAGUGAGAUCUCUUAUCUUUCAUCUAUUCUCAUUUUUAAUUGAGUUACGAAACUGCCAGGAAAAGUUCACGAUCUUUUUGGCGCAAACGUGGAGUUUGCUUGAAUAUCAUCCGCAAUAAUGCCUCCUCGUAAGUCGCAUAUAUAACUUCCUACAGAGUUCUUCAACCUCAAUAUAGCUGGCUUCUUAUCAUAAAUACUGGUCCCUGUUGAAUUGGUAUAACCACUUGACAUGCGCUCACCUUUUACAGAAAUCAGCGACGAUGAACGAUCGGUUUCCGAUGCUAGCGAACAAGAACACAAAAAUGCAGCAAAGGUUAGAAGCAAGAGAGAAGAGUCACCCGAAGAAGAGUUGAAGGUUGAAUCGGAUCGAGAAGCUGAUGAGGGAGAAGCAGAGGGGAAUGGACAAGAAGAGGAUGAGUAUGCGACGGACUUUCAUGAAUACCUGUGUACAAUGAUUAAUGUGUCUGCAGAUUUGUAGUUGAAAAGAUCUUGAAGCAUGCUAUUGAUGAGGAAGUAAGUGGAUUUGUUUGUCGUUAGUAUAAAGGUAUCUCUAACACUUCUAAAGGGAGUCUUGAGAUUCCAGGUUAAAUGGGAAGGUUAUGACAAGAAGUCGGAUUUGACCUGGGAACCCGAGAAGAAUUUGUAAGUUAUAUAUGUUCCUUUAAAUCUUUCUUGACUGAUCUUGGAUGCCUAGGGAAACUGCGCAAGACAUACUUAAUGCGUAUCUCGAAAGCGUUGGUGGUAAAGAACAUCUUAUGGAUCAAUUCUGGGAGAAGAAAGCGGAGGCAGCAGAAAAGAAGCAAGGAAAGAAACGUGGUCGACCAAGCACUGGUGCCACUACUCCUCAAACUAAUGGAAAGAAAUCGAGAAAGAAUGGGCAUCCUUCUUCAUCAACACCACCCGCAUCCUUUAGACCACCAACGGGAAGUUGGGAAGAUGAUGUUGUUACGAUCGAAGCUAUGGAAGGGCCAAAUGCGGAAGUUAUUGUCUACUUGACAUGGAAGGGUGGAGCCAAGUCACAGCAUCCAUUACAUCAAGUAUAUAAACGUUGCCCACAGAAGGUAAAGCUUCCAAAUUUUUAUUGAGCGUUCUAAGCUAACGAGAAAAAUAGAUGCUCAGUUUCUACGAAAGACAUUUGUACAAACCCAUGCAUAUGACUCCCUUUUGUGUACCAGGCUAACAAUGUCGCAGGGUUUUCAAAAAGACUGAAGAGGAUUCAUAAAAGGACUGAACCACGGAAAGUUGUUUGCACAAAUCUCACAUCUUUCAUCUGAUCAUACUAGAUCAUUUGUCUCCAAUCCCAUGUGACUAAUCCGUCAUACAAUCAAUGUACCUCGAGCGUCCGCAAAUUCCACGUUUCCUCGAACGUAUUAUCCUCCCAAGGAUAGGCUACAAUCAUCUCCAUCAUUUGUUCCCGGUCCAUACUUUUUUCCCUUCUUGGCACUAAUUGUGCGUAUGUAAAAGGCUUCUGCAUACUCAGGUUUUGGUUUUGGUUUCAUUGUGGUUGGGUUUUGCACUUCCAUCUGCCUUUUUAGUAGCAAUAGUUUGCGAUUAAGACCAUCAGCGAGAAGGCUUCAAGUUACUCAAUUAAUACCAAAUGUGACCUUACCUCCCAUGGCUUUGGUCACCAUAGUAUUAAUAGCGCGUCGUGUACUCUUAGGAAUAAAAUGUCAAAAGGAAUGACAAUAAAUA
Messenger RNA from Sclerotinia trifoliorum, 1817 nucleotides. The record is from the annotation of a GenBank genome assembly. NCBI's taxonomy places the organism in Eukaryota, Fungi, Ascomycota, Leotiomycetes, Helotiales, Sclerotiniaceae.